This is a messenger RNA of Chrysochloris asiatica (Cape golden mole), 573 nucleotides long. Its product is annotated as prothymosin alpha-like. Gene Ontology annotation, cellular component: nucleus. The transcript is spliced from 2 exons. The coding region runs from base 1 to 573 and encodes 190 amino acids. Lineage: Eukaryota; Metazoa; Chordata; Mammalia; Afrosoricida; Chrysochloridae. Gene Ontology annotation, molecular function: histone binding. Gene Ontology annotation, biological process: positive regulation of transcription by RNA polymerase II; negative regulation of apoptotic process. The record is from RefSeq and is a predicted model, not a curated record.
AUGGCUUUUCUUUGUGCAAGAGUUCUUUAUAAAGUAAUGCCAAUUUGGGUGCUGCAGGAUAAGGGAAAGUCAGAAUUAAAACUAUAUCUAGACCCCGCAAUCGGUCCUGACAGGCUCCCGAGACAUUGGCCCCAUGUGGUUUCCUGGUGUCUGGCCGCGUUCAGCAGUGCUGGUGGGAAAAGUUACGGGGUGACUAGGGUGACACUACUCUGGGGCCACGCAGGUGGGAAUGAAAGGGGGCACGUGGACUUAAAGGCUAAGAAGGAGGUUGUGGAGGCAACAGAAAAUGGAAGAGACGCACCCACUAAUGGGAACGCUAACGAGGAAAAUGGGGAACAGAAGGCUGACAAUGAGGUAGAUGAAGAGGAAGAAGGUGGGGAGUUUAAGGAGGAAGAGGAAGAAGGUGAUGGUGAGGAAGAAGAUGGAGAUGAAGAUGAAGAGGCCGAGGCAGCUACGGGAAAACGGGCAGCUGAAGAUGAUGAUGAUGAGGAUGUUGAUGCCAAGAAGCAGAAGACUGCUGGAGAUGACGAGGCAGCAAAAAAGGAAGGGUUAAAUUUAAAAAGGCCACCGUGA